UUUGGUGCAGCAAACUUGAAUUUCACAUGAUAAGUAUAAUGUUUUUGCUGUUCCAUUUUUAUUUCUUUAAAAUUCAAAUAUUUUGAUAAGGGUUUGAUUCUUCCAACACACGAGAACAUAUGCUACCUCUUGUAGGAGGUUGUUUCUAACAGUUUUUCAGAUUUUGAGGUUUCAAUAUUUUUGGGUCUAGUGUGGAGGUAUCGUUCUACUUUUUACUCAUAGCUGGAAAUGGAAAUAUUUGUCCCGCCAUCCGUCAUAAGUUGCGAUCUUUUUCUGAAUAUUACAGUUUUUCCCAUAAUUCAUGAUUCAGCAUUCACUGCCUACUGUAAACUUUAAAAAUAGAUACAAAUUAUUUCAUUUUCGAGGAUUCUAGAGUCAUGUAUUUUGUCAUAAUUCCAAAUUUUCCGAAUAUCUACGUCGUUUGUGGUGUUCAUGGUUAAUAUAUUGGCAUGUUAAAAUAAUGUAUGAAUGCAGAUUUUAACCGUCACUACUUAACAAUAAAUUUUGUCAUGGAUAAUUUUAAGUGUCUGGUAUAAAUUGUAAACAUUUGUCAGGUACAAGUUUAAUUUGAAAAAUCAAGGUAAAACAGGAUGGCCGUCGUGAUUUUAGAUCGUUUUCAAGAAGAGAAUGAAAGACAUUUUUUUGCAAGACUUCAGAGUCAGGAUGGGGUUGUACAACUCUAUGAACAACCCAGCUUACAGCAGCAAGCUCUUGACCUAAUGCCAGUAUCUGAAAUGAGAAAAGAGGCAAGAAAGGAAAGUGAACAAACGGGAAAGGACGAGAGGGAUUGUCUAAUGCAUCAAGUCAACAAAUGGUUUUAUGGUUCUUUUUUUCGCUGGCUGGACAAACCAAAGUGCUCACGAUGUGGCACAGUAACAAAAAACAUAGGGCUACUACCCCCAACAGUAGAGGAACGCAAAUGGUUAGCCGGACAUGUAGAGGGAUACAAAUGCCCUAACUGUGGGGCAGAUGAAAGAUUCCCUAGAUACAACCAUCCAGGAAAAUUGUUAGAAACGCGUCAUGGUAGAUGUGGGGAGCAUGCAAACUGUCAGGCCUUGCUGCUUCGCUCCAUGGGUUUUGAAGUUCGUCAUGUCACAGAUUGGACAGAUCAUGUAUGGGUGGAAGUUUAUUCUUAUCAGGAGCAAAGAUGGAUUACUUGUGAUAGGGAUUACUUAAGCCGGGAGAGAGAAGGAAAGAAAUUGAGUUAUAUCAUGGCAGUAUCUGAUGAAGAGACUGUGGAUGUCACAUGGAGAUAUUCUACUAAACAGAAUGAAGUUAUGCAGCGAAGGUUACAUGUGAGUGAGGGAUGGCUAGCAAAGGCAUUAGCAUUUUUGAACCACCAGAAGCAACAAAAGCUUCCCCCUGUGAGGCGUCAAACACUCAGGGAGCGUUCAGCUCUGGAUUUAGCUGAAUUUCUUUCAAACUAUGAGAGAAAACUUGAAUCAAAGCACAUACCUUAUACAUUUUCACCCACUGAUGAGGAGAUAAACAGCAAGAGGUUACAGGUGCAGUAUUGUUGUGCAAGUGACAAAUACUUCAGGGGAUCCAAGAUGGAGACAUUCUUGCAAGGUUGGAAGUCUGGGGCAGCGGCCGUGAACUCAGUCUUCAGGAAAUGUGAACAUGAUUGGACAAUAGUACUUGACUAUCUUCGUUCUCGCGGAGUGGAAGAAGCUGAUCUUACUACAUUACAGAAAGGAAAUGCUUUCCUUGCCCGUCUUCCUUCCUCGCCAACUGGUUUGGUUUCGUGGACAAUGGAUUUCUCUACCUCUGGUUUGGUGAUUGACAGUGUCACCAUUGUAACCUGUUGUGUGACAAUGGAAAGUGGAAAGGUUGACUGGAAGCUAGAGGGAGAUGAUGACAUUGUAGAAAAUCUGACUUUCAUCAGUCAGCAUGAUUGCAAAUCACAAAAAACUUCAUCCCUCAGUGGCUGCAAGACCCUUAAACUGACAGCUGCCCUCAGUGGUGGAAGAGGCAAGUUGGCUUGGAAACAUGCUCAGCUUUGCAGCCAGCCAAUUGACAGCGAGGGAGACCCUUCCUUAGAUAUUACCAUUACACUAAAGGAGUCAACAGCUUAGGUUGUGUGUUGACAAGUUUUGUAAUGAGUGGUCUUAAGGCUACAGCCUUUGUAAUUUUACCAUAAAUCAAACAGUACCCUCUGGGUGUGAUUUUAAAGAAGGGAGGCAUAAUUAGUCAUUUCAUGACUAUACUUCCAUUUUACUACCUCUAGGUGGCUUUAGUAAGCCAGAGAAAGGAAAAUAUUUAUUGUUGUUAACACUUUUUAGUAGGGUAAGUAAGUCAAAAUAGUUAACAUUUAAUAAGCUGCUAUAAAGAGAAAAUAAUUAAUAUAGCCAAAGUGAGGUUGUGGAUACAUUUGGGAUUGUUAGCAGGCUAACUUAAAAAUUGAUUUUUUUAAGCAAUGUCCCUAUAUAUGUCAGGAUUUUAUCAGUCAUUCAUGAAUUGGCAGAAUUGCUGUAACAAUUGUACAAAGUGGGAUUUCUUGAACAAAUCAAUAACUUAUUGACAAAUAGAAAAGGGGAUGCACUAUGUGAAUUCAAAAGUGAACAAACUCUUAGGGAGUAAAACAGGUUUAUUUAUUAACUGCAAAUUGUAAUGUUUUUUAGGAGUGCAAUGAAUAUCGAAAUUGUCAGUAGAUGUACUCCCUAAUGUUUUAAUUGUCAUCAACUUUACAUUGUAAUAAACAAGUACAAGAUAUGAAUAUGAGUAUCAAUUGUC
Messenger RNA from Stylophora pistillata, 2733 nucleotides. Its product is annotated as peptide-N(4)-(N-acetyl-beta-glucosaminyl)asparagine amidase. Gene Ontology annotation, cellular component: cytosol; nucleus; cytoplasm. The record is from RefSeq and is a predicted model, not a curated record. Gene Ontology annotation, molecular function: peptide-N4-(N-acetyl-beta-glucosaminyl)asparagine amidase activity. Gene Ontology annotation, biological process: glycoprotein catabolic process; protein deglycosylation. NCBI's taxonomy places the organism in Eukaryota, Metazoa, Cnidaria, Anthozoa, Scleractinia, Pocilloporidae.